Molecule: messenger RNA, 795 nt
Organism: Paecilomyces variotii
Lineage: Eukaryota; Fungi; Ascomycota; Eurotiomycetes; Eurotiales; Thermoascaceae
Product: mediator of RNA polymerase II transcription subunit 7
Exons: 2
Coding region: 1-795 (264 amino acids)
Biological process (GO): regulation of transcription by RNA polymerase II
Cellular component (GO): mediator complex; core mediator complex
Molecular function (GO): transcription coregulator activity
Source: RefSeq, a predicted model, not a curated record
AUGGCCGACGGUGCGCAGCAACGAGCUCUCACAGCGGCGUUUCCUCCGCCUCCGCCUUUCUGGAAGCACUUCACGCCUGCCAAUCUGCAAAAGCUCGAAGAGAUCAAACAAGAAGCAAGGGAAGGACAGGACCCCAAGGGCAAGAAGAAAUGGACACCCGCGGAAUUGCGGGCUCUCAAGGUGCCGCCUGAGCUUCGUUUCCUUAUACCUCCGGAAGUCCCCAGUAAUGGACACUACAGUGUUUUCGGCGAGCUCCAAAGUCUCUCGACUGCGUUGCCUUCCUUGAAAGAACAAGGAAUAGAGCAACUUUAUCCCUCUCCGCCAGCGACAGAGGCUGGCGACGAACAAUCGCUGUCGCGUCCUUCGCGCCCUCUUAACCAUGCCUAUUAUCUCUUGAAAAUUAGCAAGUCAUUGCUUUUGAACUUUCUCGAGUUUAUCGGUAUCCUUUCCGUAGCACCGGAACAAUUCGAGCCAAAGCUUGAGGAUAUGCGAAAUCUUUUCGUCAACGCGCACCAUCUUCUCAAUCUCUACAGGCCGCACCAAGCACGAGAAUCACUCAUUCUAAUGAUGGAAGAACAACUUCAGAAGACGAAGGAAGACAUAGAAGAAAUGGACCAAGUCAAGGCAAAGGUGGAGACCAUUCUGCAGCAGUUGAAGAACGAGGGCAGUGACGCAGAUGCUGCUUCUCAGUUUUCGCGGGAGAAAAUGGAGACGGACAAAGAGUUGAACAAGAAAGCCGUCGAAUAUGCUCAGCAGAUCUGGCAAUUGUUGGACGAAGAAAGCGGCACCGAUUGA